CCCACGUCUCCCUCUCCAGCGAGAGCAGUUUCUUCCCCGUUUCCCCAUCGCCCUCGCGCCGCUCCCUCCCUAUCGCCCUCGCCCUCGCCCUCGGCCUCGGCCUCCCCGUCUCGCUCGCGGACGCCGCCGCUCCGUGCAUCCCCCUCACCGGAAGCGAGGGGGACCCGAGGGCGCCGCGUCGCGCCACCACGCUCUCUCCGCCACCGGUGUGGAAGUGGCGGGCCCGCGCCAUCAGCAGCUCCCUCCGCCGCCGCUAGCGCCCUCCUCCAUUGCGUCGCCUGGCCGGCUCUAAGGUCGCGGUUGGCCCCGCCGGCCCUGCGGUCGUCUGCCCCGAUUGAACUGGAUUGAAGCAGCUCUGAAGCCGGCCGCCGCAGCAGAGGGCGUGUCCACGGCGUGGAUCGGGAGGGGGCUCUCGUGCGUCUGCACGGCGACGCGCGCCUCUCGUUCAUCUGACAGACAUUGAGGUCAAAUACUCAUUUUCGUUUCUUUCCUAAUGGCUUGUAUCCCUUCCGCAGGCGUUAGCAGCAUAUCAAUCCUUCCCUGAAAAGUUUAACCCCCGCUCUCCACUAGGGGGCAAUAUAUGGAAACGUGAAUUGUAGUAUUGUUUGAUGGCUUUCUGAUUGCAGAAGAGUGCUGGCAUAGAUUGCAGAACUUGAUAGAGGUGCAGUAUGAUAGUUCAAAUCUAGAGCAUCAGGUAUGAGCUCUAGCAUUUUUUCUUUGUUACCGACGACAAAUUCAAGAUGGCAACUGACAUGGUAUAAAGUGUGUUUAUAUACCUAACAGUGGAGUUGCAUUCUCAUGCUUUCCCAAGAACUCAACGUUUCAUGAUACAUGUGCUGCAAUUGUUAUUGUGCUAACUGCUAGCGACAAUCGUAAUUUAGGCAACCCUUUUAUUCUUGCUGGGGAAAUUAAUAAUUAUUCGAGAUGAAGCUUCUCACUGAGAGCAUUAAGCCUCUCAUUGAGAACAAAAGUUGGAAACACCAGCUGUAAUAUCAUUUGCAUUCAGUGUUUGAAAUUCCACUUUCCAAAUCAUCUAACCCCUUAGAGGCUUUUCAGCAAUACCUAAAGGUGCAGGACAUGAUUGAUAAUCUGCAGUUACAAGAUGGAACACCAGAUUUAAUAUCUUAAAUUUGGGGCAGCAAGUCUUUCUCCUAGAAUAAUCAGAUCAAUCAACAACAGUUAUGCCAUUAGGAAGCCCAGUAGCUAGCACACAUUGAUUGGAACUCAAACUAGAUUCUGUAAGUUUUUUUUCUUUGGUCUAAGUUUUUCUCUUGCUGAUAGUGCUAUUGCUCAUCAUCUUAUGCAGUUUCAGAACAACUGUUAGAAGCUGAAAACUGCACUGAAUUGUCCCAUUUUUUCAACAUUAUAUAGAAUCUAUUCUGUCUUUACAAAAAGACAACUGUAGAAUAGUUGAUGGUAUGUACUCGACAGUAUACCUAAAAUAGUGAAUUGCCAACAUUUUCUGAGGUGCUUAUCAUUUUUAUUUGUUCUUACGAUGUAAUUCUGAUCUUACUGAUACAUUAUUUAUCACACAUGAUACAUGGUGGGCCUCAAAUAAGGUACAGGUCUUGUUUUAUUCUGAUUGAUGCUAUCCGUUGUCAUGCAGAAGGACACAGGUAUCAUACAAAGCUUCCAUUAUUUAUUGUGACUUCUGAUGAUAUGCAUGCCCUAACCAUCAAUCUUUUGGAGUCAAACUCCUACUUUUGGAACGGAACCAUCUCAAGUGAAAAGACUAAAGCAGGUGUCACUCUGGCAGCACAUUUCUGAAAGAGUUCAGAACGGUGGCUUUGAACCAAAAUAACCGUUUGUGUCACAUGUGGUGAAGAUUUUUUUGUCUAACUUUCAUGAAGGACCGCAACAUUCCACAAGUGGGCAACUGAUGCCGGACAAAUGCAAGUUUGAGCACUGAAGAUGUUUUAAUGGCCACCAAUUCGUGACCUUUGGCGUGGCUCAGAGCCUGAUUCUUCUAGCAGAAAUCACUGCAAUACAUUAUGAAGAGUAGCGAUGGAAACCGGAUCAGGUUACAGCCAAUGUGGAGAAAAGUUGCCUAUGGGGGAAGGCAACCAGGGUAUGAUGACAACUACACUGACGAGUCGUUCCUCGAGGAGAUGGUUAUGAAUGCUAAUGUCGUCAAGAGGGACCUUCUGAAAGUGAUGAUUGACUCCGUCUCCAUUUCUCAAUAUCUCUGCAUCGUUGCUCUUGUGGUUUCGACAUGGACCCUGACGUUGAACUUGGACAUUGAUGAGGCUACCCUUCUCAAACUAGAUGUUGGUCUCCUACUGGUUGGGUUCUCUGUCCUAUUGCUCACGACUUGUCCAUUCUCGCUGAAGCUUCUGACAAAGUAUGUCCUCAACAUAUCAUUCUUCAUCAGUGGUCUUUAUGUUCUUGCGCCAAUUUACCAUACCCUCACUAGGUCCAUCAGUUCAGACUCAAUAUGGGCCCUUGCUGUAUCUCUUCUGCUGGUUCAUCUCUUUCUGCAUGACUAUUCUGGUUCAACUAUAAGGCCUCCAGGAGCACUCAACAAUCCAAAGUUAACCAGCAACAUCUCCUUGAAUGCGUCGAUAGUUGCAUCCGUCCUUGUGGCUUCACGUCUGCCGUCAAGGCUGCAUGUCUUUGCGAUCAUGCUCUUCUCCUUGCAAGUCUUCUUGUUUGCACCCCUCAUUACAUUUUGUGUCAAGAAGUACCACUUUAGGCUUCAUCUGCUGUUCUCCUUCGCAUUGAUGGUUGUGACCCUGAGUGUCACCUACCAGUUGCACCGAAUGUUCUUCAUUCUACUGUUGUCACUUGUGUUUAUUUCAGUUGUUUGCCCUUACUGGCUUAUUAGGAUUCAAGAAUAUAAGUUUGAGAUCAAUGGCCCCUGGGAUGAAGCAAAACUAUGCUUUGAUAUAACUGAAUGAAUAGCCGUGCUGCAUUGGUUUGAUUGUAUCCAUCUAUAGCUGAUGUGCUGCUAGUCAGUCUUUAGUGUAUUCAUGUGAAUGUAUAUACUCUUGACAUAUUUGUUCUGUUACCGUGAUUCUAACACAUGUAUGCCUUUAUUUCCUGGAAUCUUGAAUGAUGUCUAACUAUUUAGUUUAUUUCUGGUGUCACAGACUGAUUUAGAUUUUAACGAGUAUCUUUGUAA
Molecule: messenger RNA, 3121 nt
Organism: Panicum virgatum (switchgrass)
Lineage: Eukaryota; Viridiplantae; Streptophyta; Magnoliopsida; Poales; Poaceae
Product: phosphatidylinositol N-acetylglucosaminyltransferase subunit C-like
Exons: 4
Coding region: 1992-2897 (301 amino acids)
Biological process (GO): GPI anchor biosynthetic process
Cellular component (GO): glycosylphosphatidylinositol-N-acetylglucosaminyltransferase (GPI-GnT) complex; membrane
Source: RefSeq, a predicted model, not a curated record